Phragmites australis (common reed) is the source of this 1942-nucleotide messenger RNA. Its product is annotated as serine/threonine-protein kinase PEPKR2-like. Gene Ontology annotation, molecular function: ATP binding; calcium-dependent protein serine/threonine kinase activity; calcium/calmodulin-dependent protein kinase activity. Gene Ontology annotation, cellular component: nucleus; cytoplasm. The transcript is spliced from 3 exons. Lineage: Eukaryota; Viridiplantae; Streptophyta; Magnoliopsida; Poales; Poaceae. The coding region runs from base 271 to 1632 and encodes 453 amino acids. The record is from RefSeq and is a predicted model, not a curated record. Gene Ontology annotation, biological process: protein autophosphorylation; peptidyl-serine phosphorylation; intracellular signal transduction.
GCCGUGUCUUCUUAUCCCGUGCUCCCCACCCCGAUCCGACGACGACGCCCGCGACACGAGUCCAAGAGAGCCAGCCCCACGUCACUUGCGUUCACCGUCCUCCUCCUCCUCAACCUCCCUUUUCCUCCCCUCCUCGAGCCCCUCCCCUCGUUCCCAAUCCCAUCUCGCACCACCAACCUUCUCGAUCCAGCCAGCAUCCGCAGUUCCGCACACCCACAUGACCCGCAAGAGGCGCAAGCACGCCGCCGCCUAGGGUUCUGAUCCCCGCGCAUGGAGUCGCUGCCGCGGAAGCGCAAGGGCGCGCGUGGCGCGUGCUCCCUGGCCGGAUCCCUCCACGACGCGCCCGCUGCCCGCAAGCGCACCUGCCGGGAGCCCAAGCAACGCCCCGAGAAGAAGAGGCCGCCCUCCGCGGGCGGCGAUGCCGUUGGCGACGCCUCCUCCGCCCGAGGCGGCGUGGUGAUGACGGCGCCCCCCGCGAGCGGGCGGGCGGCGCCGGACAGCCCCGGGCGCGGACUGAAGCGGAAGCUGGGCUGCAUCGAGUCGGCCACGCGGAUGGGGAGGAAGAAGCGGCUCGAGAGCGAGUACGAGCUCGGCGGCGAGAUCGGCCAGGGCAAGUUCGGCUCCGUCCGGAUCUGCCGCGCCAAGGCCGGCGGCGAGGAGUUCGCCUGCAAGGCGCUGCCCAAGAACGGCGAGGAGACGGUCCACCGCGAGGUGGAGAUCAUGCAGCACCUCUCGGGCCACCCCGGCGUCGUCACGCUCAAGACCGUCUUCGAGGACGCCGACAAGUUUUACCUCGUCAUGGAGCUCUGCGGCGGGGGGAGGCUGCUCGACGAGGUCGCCAGGGAGGGGAAGUUCUCCGAGCAGCGCGCCGCCAUUGUGAUCAAGGAUCUCAUGGCCGUGCUCAAGUACUGCCACGAGAUGGGCGUUGUGCACAGGGACAUUAAGCCGGAGAAUAUUUUGCUCACCAAGGCCGGGAAGGUGAAGCUGGCCGACUUCGGACUCGCUGCACGGGUUACUAAUGGUCAGAAAUUGUCUGGCGUUGCUGGGAGCCCAGCAUAUGUGGCACCUGAAGUUCUUUCAGGAAGCUAUUCUGAGAAAGUAGAUAUAUGGGGUGCUGGUGUGCUACUUCAUGUACUAUUGCUUGGUUCACUUCCAUUUCAAGGAGGUUCUCUGGAUGCUGUCUUUGAGGCUAUAAAGACAGUUGAACUUGAUUUCAACAGUGGUCCAUGGGAAUCAAUAUCAGGUCUUGGACGGGAUCUUAUUGGCCAAAUGUUGAAUAGAGAUGUCUCCUCUAGAAUUACCGCUGAUGAAGUUCUUAGUCACCCAUGGGUCUUGUUUUACACGGAAUGUCCCCUGAAGGCUGUAGCUGCUAAUUUGUGUAUCACUAACAAGAUUGUAGCACCCAGAAUUCCAUGGGACAGAAUUAGGUCAGAAUGUGAUUCAUCAUCUUCAGAUUCAUCAAGCCAAAGGUCAGAGGAUCAGGACGAAUGUGGUAUAGUUGACGCACUGACCGCAGCGAUAACUCGUGUUAGGAUAUCAGAGCCAAAGAGGAGUCGGCUGUGUAGCCCUGCCAUUACCAUUCAGCAGGAAUGCUCUUCAAACUUGAAGAGUAACCUGUGUACGGCGUUCUGACCUGACCCAGUGUACAGCUCCAGAUUGGAAUGGUGUCCAUUUUUCUCACCUGAAGGUUGGCCUGAUUUACGAUGGCCCAACUGAUUUGUUGGUGUCUCGGAGCUGAGGAUAAUAGCUCGAGUUUUCAUCAAAGCAAACAAGCGUUUGAUAUGGUGUAGGGUUUUCUUCGGUGAUGCUGAUAAACCCGACAGUAGUAGUUGCUGUAAAUUCUGUACAUAGCAUGAUCCCCGUAGCUGCCUGGGUUGCUAAUUUAUGUCGUGACUAGUGGUGACUAUUUCAAGUAAUGUUUAUAUUCCUGUUGUGUGCGAUC